UCUUUGGAAAGCUUGGUCCUUCAAUACCUUCGUCAAGCUUCUCAGAGUGUAGAGCAAGUGGAGAUAUUGUCUCCCUUGUCGUCUAAGCCAAAAUGCUCGUCCUCGCCUGACGAUGCCGCCGCCUUGUUGACGGAGAUGGGCGAUUAUUUGACCCGGACCGCCAUGAUAUGGGCAUAUCUUAUUGAAUACCUUAUCAAAGGAUCUCAUAUCGAUCAUGUCACGCUGCAAAUUCUCGAAAACUCUCGAGCCAAGACUAAUGUUGCAGAUCUGUCCGAAGCCGCUUCGCUGGACAUGACUCUUGGUCGCCUCCGCAAGAUGCGUGAUUUGGCGAUGCAGCACUCUAAAGAUAUUCAAACCAUAUGGAAGCUUGGGAGCCACCGGAAGGCCAGUCUAUCAUGCCUAGUUGACCCCCAACCGUCUUCAUCGUUACACGGGGAGACCCCAUCCUCAGUUCCAUCGGCAACCCCUUCAGAGUCUUACUCAAGGCCAGAAGGGUUCAGGAGUACGUCGCAUACAGCCGAGCGUCGUAAGCAGAUUGCGGACGCGAUUGCAAUGGCCGCAUCGGCCUCUGCGGCAUUGGAAAACAUGAUUGAAGAAGAGGAUGAAGAAGACUCGGAUGAGUAUUCCGACGACGGCCUGUUUGCAGGCAUCAACUUGAAGGCUUUGAAACAGCGCGGUAAAGGGAAAUAUUACUGUCCUAGAGGCCAUCGCUGCGACAAAGGCGGCGUUGAUAAGAGUGGAAAUCUGAUACUUUUCGACCGUAACUCAUCUUUUGCGCAACAUUGCAACAAACAUCGCAAGCCCUGGAGACACCGAACCGCCAGAAAUAGAAAGAGAGGGCAAUCGACAUGGUCCACAUGUGACGGGCAGAGUCCGCCCGCAGCUCUACUCGUACGAGCAGCACAAGCAUGAAAGAUACAUGUACAGGGGCCAGCCCGGCGUCAUGGCACAUAGUCUACUGUACGUCUCAGCAACUACAACAAGCUCGACGCCUUCCGAAGGAUCAGAUCAGGCAAACAAACGCACGGCCAACAGCCUGAGGCCUGGCUCGAGUCGGUGAGGCUUCCCCGUCUCCACGUCAGCGGCUCUCCCCGAGUCCGCGCUCGUCUAGCCUCGACGCCGUCCAUCUGGGUGGAUCGAGCUAUAGGCGCCGGUCUCUGUCACCCGAAGUCACGGUACCCAUCUUCCCGUGGGCGCUAAUAAUAGGGUUGCCAGUCAGUUGUUGAUGGUAGUCUAAACUAAGGGGAUCACUACUGGGUUGCUGAUCUGUCAGACUAUCGAUAUUGUGUGGCUGGUCUCUUAUUUUCUUUUUUUGCUUUUGCUUACUACUACUAUUACUUUCUUUUCUUUUUUCUUUUCCUGUUUUUUCAGCUCGGAUUUCAGCUCGGAGUGGGGGGGGUGUUGUUUUCUUUUCUUUUCUUCCUAUUUAGCGCUGUUGUUCUUUGCUUGAAUCGGGUUUAGCAACAGGAUGGAAAAAGCACAACUUUUGGGUUAUACGAGGAUACACGAUGGACGACAAAACGGGACUUUUGGGACUAACAACCAAAGGGAUGAAAAACGAUCGGAAAGGGAAAAGUAGCGGGCGUUUAAUUAGCUCAAGGGGCAGUUGCUCCGCAUACACUGUUUAAACAUCCUGGAGAGCUGAACUCUGGGAUCUGCCAUGCCUGUUCUUUAGCGAUAGCCGGUCCGAAAAAAACAAUAGAUUUCUAGGUAACAUUA
Molecule: messenger RNA, 1719 nt
Organism: Trichoderma atroviride IMI 206040
Lineage: Eukaryota; Fungi; Ascomycota; Sordariomycetes; Hypocreales; Hypocreaceae
Source: RefSeq, a predicted model, not a curated record